AUGCCUACCGUUCUCCAGACAGCGGGCGACAUGGUCGAUAAUCUUGGAAACAAGAUCCACUACACCACGAGAAGAGUGGGUGAUCAGAUCGAAACCACCACUAAUCAGGUCUUGCCGCCCAAGCAGCGCGAGCACAUGCUUGAAAGGGCUCGAGAAUACGCUCACCAGAAUCCGAAAGCAGCUGCCUUUCUUACCACCCAGGCCGCAUUGACUGGUCUUCCGCUCGUCCUCUUCCUCGCUUUCGCAACAAUCACCCUCCUUGUUUCCCUAUCCACCUGCCUCUUCCUCGGCCUGCUCGUUUCAAUCGCCAUAACCUUCUUCCUAGUCGGCUUUGCACUCCUCUUCGUCGUCCCCACCGUCAUCAUCGCCAGCUGCUCAGCGACCUUCAUCUUCAUCUGGGGCUUCGUAGGCUACAUCAUCCUACGCAGGUUCAAUGAGGGUGAGGAGCCAGCUAAGCUUGGCACGCGCGUUGGUGACAAGUUGCACAAGUUGACAGGCGGUAGAUCGGGAUAUUUCCAAGGCGAUCAGACAUCUUCGGAGAGCAGCCAUGACCGAAGCGGCAUGGGUUCUAGAGCGUCUACAAAGGGCCAUGAUGAUGGUGCUGGGCACGCACAUGGUGGUGUAUCGUCGCACACGCGUGAUGGCGGGCCUGUAAAUGGCGUGACUGGCACGCAGGGCACUGUUGAGUGGGAGAGGAAGUGGGAUGGUGUGAAGUCUGAGCCGGUCGUCUUGGAUACAGAAAACGUCUUUGAAGUCCUGAAAGCGGAAGCUCCAGUUGCUUAG
This is a messenger RNA of Alternaria atra, 783 nucleotides long. RefSeq lists its product as uncharacterized. The transcript is spliced from 3 exons. The record is from RefSeq and is a predicted model, not a curated record. Bases 1 to 783 code for a protein of 260 amino acids. Lineage: Eukaryota; Fungi; Ascomycota; Dothideomycetes; Pleosporales; Pleosporaceae.